GUGCAAAGGCUACAUGUUACAAAAUCGAAAAAGAAGGAAGUCAUGGACAGCAUUUAAUAGAUUUGUCGUUGGUGGGCAGGUCCGCCUUUGUAGUUUGAUAAAAGCAGAUGUUUCACUGUUGUCUUGAUCUGCAACGUUUGGGACAUACACAUGGUGAUAGAGAAAGGUGAGGGGUUUCAGUGAAUCAUGGUCUCAUUUGGGCAUGGCAGUUCCCUCCAGGAAGAUCAGAACGUCCUCAUUGACCAGAGCAAAGACAAGCGGCGGCUGUCCAAGUGGCGGGAAUAUGGCAGUACAGGAGGGGACUCUACUGGGGACACCUGUCCCACAUGUCAUGGAAUAGGACGCAUUCCAAGAGGUCAGGAGAACCAACUGGUGGCAGUCAUCCCCUGCAGUGACCAGAGACUGAGACCGAGGCACACAAAGCUAUACGUGAGCAUAUCAGUGGCGGUGUGCCUCUUGACCUGUGCGCUGAUCCUGUUCUUCCUCUUUCCACGGAGCAUGACGCUUUCACCUGUCAUCAACACAUCAGUCUUGGUCUACUUCACUCCCAGUACUGUAGAAAUGAAAGUCACUAAUGUCCUCAAUAUCACCAAUGAAAAUUUUGUGAGUGUUCAGGCUCAUGACAUGGACUUGCAAGCCUUGAUAUGGGACACUGUGGUGGGCAAGAUAAAGAUCUCAAACGUGACCACAGUUCCUCCACGCUCAGAAAAGCUGAUCACUGUGGAGAUUCCCAUAACCAUAGAGGACAUUGGCCUAAAUGGUUACUGCAAGUCCGUCCAUAUAAGAAUACACACCUUAUUCCUCCACCUGCAGAUGACUAUGAAAGUGUUCUACCUGGGUCACUCCGAGCAGCUUUCCAUGGACACGUUUCAGUACAUAGACUGUGGCACCAACAGCACAAUCCCUCGGCCUACUUGAGAGACUUACCAGUGCAGUUUUGGGGGAAAAUAAGUCAUUGCCAAUGGAUGAUAUAGCCAUUGGCUAUAAAAAGCCGAACCCUGUGAAGGACUAACCAUUCUGGUAUUUGUCUAACUAUAGCAGUACUACUGUGGAGUGGGGGCCCUAAUUUUAUUGACGGGCAAAGUCCGUCACACAUGGACUAAAGCUACUGCGUGGUGUGUGGGAGCAUUGAGCUGACCCACUCAUAUUUGCACUUAGGAACUUGCUGAUGGUAUUAAAUUAGCAAAUUAUUUAGUUCUGACUUUUCUUGUUGUCCUUUGCCUGUCAAUGAAAUUAGGGUCCAUUGUUUUAAUGUAUUUGACACCUUUCUUCUGUAAUACUAUGCCUCCUGUCGACACUUCGAGAUACAGAGAUGUUUUUCUUUUUUUGUAAUGCAUUAAAGAUUUUCAAAAAUAGCUGGCCACUAAUACAAUAUUAGACAGCAAGCUCUUCAGAUCAUUAUACCAAAUAGAAAUUCAGAAACAGAAUUUUACAAUGAAAAUGCCAUGGUUAGAGAACACCAGUUAAACUCAGUUUGUUUUCCCCGGAGUCUACAAAUGAGAUGGAAAAAGUGGAGGUUUUGAUUUUUAUUUGUCUUAAUUAUUACCUGCUGCUGUUGUUUGGUGGUCGAGCUGGAGGCGUUUGAAAGGAUGGAAUGAGGGCAUCAGGGUGGAGUGAGGCAGUAUUGAAAGAGUGGGAGGUCACCACUGCUGGGCAUACUGAAUGGACUAAAACACAUGAGCACCAGUCAUAAGGUGAAAGUUUUUUUAGUCUUGGUGUCUUUCUGAAAGAAACUCGUAGCCUAUUUUUGCACACUUUAUUUGAAUGUCCGGUAUGUUUUUCAAUAAAUGUAUUUCAAUCAGGAUUA
Messenger RNA from Clupea harengus (Atlantic herring), 1807 nucleotides. RefSeq names its product transmembrane protein 106A (gene tmem106a). The record is from RefSeq and is a predicted model, not a curated record. NCBI's taxonomy places the organism in Eukaryota, Metazoa, Chordata, Actinopteri, Clupeiformes, Clupeidae.